Molecule: messenger RNA, 1261 nt
Organism: Bombyx mori (domestic silkworm)
Lineage: Eukaryota; Metazoa; Arthropoda; Insecta; Lepidoptera; Bombycidae
Gene: Galphao
Product: G protein alpha subunit Go
Biological process (GO): adenylate cyclase-modulating G protein-coupled receptor signaling pathway
Cellular component (GO): heterotrimeric G-protein complex
Molecular function (GO): GTPase activity; G protein-coupled receptor binding; G-protein beta/gamma-subunit complex binding
Source: RefSeq, marked provisional
AAUAUCGUGUAGGGUGGCUCCGGUAGUGCCGGAGCGACAGGACGCGUGUAGAGCGCAUGCUGAGAGAUCGGUGAGAGCGCGCCCGGCUCGGGAGUCGGGGCGGCCUGCGGCCAUAGCAUAGGGAGAACUGCCGAUAUGGGGUGCGCCCAGUCGGCCGAAGAGCGUGCAGCGGCUGCUCGAAGCAAAUUGAUCGAUAAGAACUUGAAAGAGAAUGGUAUUCAGGCAUCAAAAGACAUCAAGCUAUUGUUGUUAGGUGCUGGCGAAUCGGGCAAGAGUACUAUAGUCAAACAGAUGAAAAUUAUCCAUGAAAGUGGAUUCACAAAUGAAGACUUCAAACAGUACCGGCCCGUGGUCUACAGCAAUACGAUCCAGUCGCUCGUCGCCAUCUUGCGUGCCAUGCCCAACUUGGGCAUCAUCUAUGGCAAUAGAGACCGAGAAAGCGAUGGUAAGAUGGUGUUCGACGUGAUUCAACGGAUGGAGGACACGGAACCGUUCAGUGAGGAGCUUCUCGCCGCGAUGAAAAGGCUCUGGGCCGACUCUGGCGUUCAGGAGUGCUUUGGUCGUUCCAACGAGUACCAACUCAACGACUCCGCUAAAUAUUUCCUGGACGACCUCGACCGGUUAGGAGCAAAGGAUUACCAGCCCACCGAACAAGAUAUCCUAAGGACUAGAGUCAAAACGACUGGAAUCGUCGAAGUACAUUUCUCCUUCAAAAACCUCAAUUUCAAAUUGUUCGACGUGGGCGGGCAGCGAUCGGAGAGGAAGAAAUGGAUUCAUUGCUUCGAGGACGUGACCGCGAUCAUAUUCUGUGUUGCCAUGUCUGAAUAUGAUCAGGUGUUGCACGAGGAUGAAACAACGAACCGUAUGCAGGAGAGUCUAAAGUUGUUCGAUUCUAUCUGCAACAACAAAUGGUUCACCGACACCAGCAUCAUCUUGUUCCUGAACAAGAAGGAUCUCUUCGAGGAAAAAAUUCGCAGAUCGCCGCUCACCAUAUGCUUUCCAGAAUAUACAGGCGCGCAAGAGUACGGCGAGGCGGCCGCGUACAUCCAGGCGCAGUUCGAAGCGAAGAACAAGUCCACCACGAAGGAGAUCUACUGCCACAUGACGUGCGCCACCGACACGAACAACAUCCAGUUUGUGUUCGACGCGGUGACCGACGUGAUCAUCGCCAACAACCUGCGCGGCUGCGGCCUGUACUAGCCGCCUCGCACCCGCCGCCACUAUUACAUAUAUUUAUACACCGCUAUUUUUAUAUCAAAAA